Messenger RNA from Miniopterus natalensis, 950 nucleotides. RefSeq names its product proteolipid protein 2 (gene PLP2). Lineage: Eukaryota; Metazoa; Chordata; Mammalia; Chiroptera; Miniopteridae. The record is from RefSeq and is a predicted model, not a curated record. Gene Ontology annotation, cellular component: membrane.
CCCGGCCUAACGUCGGGCAAGACGGCUGGGUGUGCAGUGUCCUCGAACCCGCGAGAAAGCGAGCAGAUCCUUCGCGCCCCUGGGGACUCUGGCCCACGCCAUGGCGGAUUCCGACCGCUUCUCGGCCCCCGGCUGCUGGGCCGCCUGCACCAACUUCUGGCGCACCCGCAAGGGAAUUUUUCUGUUUGCUGAGAUUAUAUUGUGCCUGGUGAUUCUGAUCUGCUUCAUCGCUUCCACAUCGGCAUACUUCUCUCUGUCAGUGGUUGAGAUGAUCCUUGCUGCUGUCUUCUUUGUCAUCUACAUGUGUGAUCUGAACACCAGGAUAAACAUCAUCAACUGGCCUUGGAGUGAUUUCUUCAGAGCCCUUGUAGCGGCCAUCCUCUACCUGAUCAUCUCCAUCAUUGUCCUCGUUGAAAGAGGAAACAAUUCCAAAAUCGUCGCAGGGGUGAUGGGCCUAAUUGCUGCCUGCCUCUUUGGCUUUGAUGCCUAUUUCACCUUCCCCUUCAGGCAGCAAAGACAUACAGCAGCCCCUACUGACCCUGCAGAUGGCCCGGUGUAGGUGAACUCCCUUCAUUUCUCUCUGCAACCUGCAUAUAACACUUCCAUUGAAAUCACUGCUCCCCACCCCUACAAACACUCCUAGCCAACUCCCAGCCCCCUAUUGAGGUAAAAGUGCCUUUAUCGGGAGCAUUUGUCUUCCAGCCUGCCAAUCAACUCUCCUGGGUGUGGCCACCUUUAUGGGUGUGCCUAGGUUCCCCUUCUGAAGUAUCCAAAAGCAGACACCAGUUCUGCCAGGACUAUGCCCCCACCUAAGUCACAAAAUGAGGGAGAAGGGUGCCUCAGAUUUCAGACUCCAGGCCCCAGGAUGUGACCCACUCCAAAUAACCUCAGCGUGGAGGGUGGUUCUGUGGAGGGAUAAGUAUAAAUAAUAAACAGAUUGUUAGAAUAUA